AAGCGACGCCUAUUUCCGGGUAUACCCGCAGUAUGAGGAAUGCAGACGUCAGUGUCAGCUGUUUUUACACAACAUGCUCUCAUGCCGGUAGGACAUACUUCCACAAUAACAUAGAAUGUGAUGAGAAGAACCAGUCCUCCAGUCGACAACUGCAUAUCGAGUAUCGACUAACCAUCGGAUCAGGUGGAAGCUUUACCAGUGACAGUAAGCGGGCUUGACUCCUAUGGUGGAUUUCCACGCCCAGCUGUACUCGCCUUCGGAUGAAAUCUUACAGGCAGCCGUUCAGAUAAGUUUUGUCCUCACAUCCAUGGUUGUCAACCUAGCUGAUGGAAAGGAACGCUGUCAAACAGCUCAGCAUGGUCUCCAGGCUGCCCAAGUUUGCUUCCCAAACCUCAGGCACCACCAUGACCCCCCUUCCCCAAGGAUCUGCCCUCCCGGUUUCCUCCUUAGAGUCUAAAAGUGGACCUAUAGGCAGGCACAAUAGUUCGACACGUGUGCAAUCCCUAAAUUGGAGAAAGGGUGAAGAGGAUAGUGGAAAUAAAGUUCAACAGUCUGGCAGAUUGGAUGAGGAGAGUAGUGUACCUAUAGAUUCACAGAUGGUGACUGAAAAGCCUUCCCCUGCAGCUGCAGUUAAAUGUAAGAGUACAAUCCCCACUGCACAAAGUAGCUAUCCCAGGAGUAUACCCCAGCCUAGCAAAACCAUUUCCCGCAUGACUACUCCCAAACGCCCCUCCACAGGAAAUCCCCUCAAUGGUAUAGCUACUCUGAAUGGAGUCAGUGGUGGUAAUGGGCAUUAUGGCUCCUCAGGGCCUGGUCUUGGUCAUGUAUCCCAACAAAGAACCCUGCAGAGCAAACGGUCCCUGUCCAAUGACAUUGCCAAGUCUGCCUCUAAAGAGAGUCUCAUAGUGCGCUCUCAGAGUUUCACCCACUUCAAGAAGGCAGCUUGCCCCACCAACCCACCUAUGACCCGUUCUUUCUCCUUUAACAAAGCUACAGAGCUUGCUCAAGAACUCCCCAAACCUUUAGCACAAUCUCCAGUGGCUAGAUCACCCCUCAUUCAGCCAAAUCCAGUAUUAUACGAAGGGAAAGUAGGUAAAUAUGAGAUUGCAAGGCCCUCUGUAACAACUAGUGUUCCUCUUUUGCCAACGACCACAAUAAAGAAAUCCCUUUUACCCAGCUUUUCAGUUAAGAAACCCUCUGUGCUCAGUUAUAGACUUACACGUCCAACACUCACCAAACAUCUCCGUCCCGUUGUCUCUGGAACUGUCCAAAAAGAAGCAGAAUUAAGUAAAAAUAUCCAAGACCCUACACCGAUAGCAGAAACCAGUUCAGAACCAUCUAGCACCAAUGAAAGUAUUGAAACUUCUCCAAAUGAGACUUCAUUUGAAGUAAAGGAAGUUGAAGACAUUCUGGGCCCCUCUAUGGAGGUUUUGGAGGAUAUGUCGCUAUCAUCGUCCUCCUCUGUGGAGAACAAUGAUACUAGUGAAGAGUACAUGGAUGACUUUGAUAAUCUCGGAAAUGGAGGUGAGGCCCUGUUUCUGCCUGUCCUCAAUGAGGGGUUUGACCACUUAGGACUAUGUACAGAUGACAGCACUCUAAUCACCAAGUGCAACGAGGAAUCAUCGAUGACCAACCUGCACACCUUCUUAUCCGAAACUGUUGACUGGGCAGGGAUGGGACUUACAGCUGGUAAAGAUGACUUUGUGCAUGAGACGUCUCCAACAGACGAUUUUCCUCAUGGCUCGUCUCUGGACCUGUCGCCCUCAGACAGCUCUGGAGGGACUUACAUGUGGGAUGAAGAGGGGAUGGAGGCACUGGGAGGGUCUGGACACCCCUGUGGAAGUUUUGGCUCUGAUCUCAACAGCAUGGACAUUCUCAACAACCUGGAGAAUGUGGAGUCAUGUGACCUGGAGGAAGAUGAUCUCAUGUUGGAUUUGGACUUGUCUGAAGAUACAUCAUUCCACAGUGACACUGAUGGGAUAUCACCUUAUGAGUGUUCUGAAAAAGAAGGCUGGCCCAUUCAGAGGAGACGACAGCAACACUGGGGCAGGCGUGAAAACAGGGCUGACAUUUUGCAGUCGUUUGACGGUUUUAGGGGACAGGGGCUGGAGAGGUCAAUGUCAGAUCAUGUGACACUGGAUGAGCUGACACUGAAACUCAUGGUUCAAGACUGCUCUUCUGUCAAAGAACAGCUGCUUCAACUGAAGACACUGCUUCAGAUGGAGACAGAUUGUUCAGUUGGAGAGACUUUUGGGGCUUAUACUCCACAAUCCACUGACCAAUCUUUACUUGAUCAGAAGGUGGCUCUGCUCCUGAAAGAGGUUCAAGAACUGAGAAAUGAGCUCAGAAGCAAAGACAGAAUGAUUGCUGAACUUUCCCAGCAGCUGUCUUCUCCAGUAGAGGAUAUGCAGUGCCACUGCCUGCAGGGGUCAGAGGCUAACAAGGAGUCAGCGGAGCACCAGGACAAGGAUACUCAAACCUUGAGGCCGCAUAAUCUUCAGAUACUACAGACUCCCAGAUUCUUACCCAGCAAGCUCCACAACCAUGAAGGACUAUCAAGUCCAACCUCUACAGAGGCCCCUUGUGACAGUUUGGAUGCCGAGCUUAGUCACCACGCACUGACGCCCACGUCCUGCUCUCCAGACCUACAAAGUCCCAUCGCUGUUAAGUCUACCCCAAAUUGUACUUUACCAACGGUAACUAUAUCUGCUGAUAGCACUGCUGCCUCCUCUUCCAGAACUUCUCAGAGCUCUGAUCCUGCUGAGCUCGGCCUUGUGAGCAGCCAGCUUAAAAUCAAUGAGCCAGCAAGCCCACCAGCUUCUGCUAGCUUUUGCUGUAAGCUAGAGAGAGGUAUACAAAAACUUCCUUUAAGAAAAAGCAAUUUUUCAACCCUACAGCCACCCACCUAUAUUAAGAGAGCUUCAACACUCAUCAAGCCCCAGGAAGUACAGCGGGUCAGUAUGGUCAAUGGAGCCCUAGGUAGGGUAGGAGCCACAGGUCUAUCCAAAAGACAUCAACUUUUACCAGCUACCGGACUACCCUGCAUAAACCCAGCCCAACAGACUACCAUGGACACCACAACUGUAGCACCAGUAUGUAACAAACAAAAUCAAGGGUGCAGACAGUCUCUACUUCUCAGAAAGAUAGAGAGCAGUUUGCCCAGAGCUCGUGCUCCCCUUCAGCCCAAACAUUCCCGCCUUCCUAAACCAAAGGCGCUUUCUUCUCUCCCAAACCCUGCAUCUCAAUAAGGUCAAACAAUAACCUCCCCCGCUCUGCCUUCUCGUAUGCUUCCACAAUUCUAGAUCAGCUAAGCAAAGCUUAGGGCAUCUCACCAGAGUAUACAAAAGCUGCUUCUUAAUGCCCUGCUUAUAAGGCACCAGUCAAGUAUGCUGACGAAUAUUAAGGUAUUCUUUAAAACCAUGCUGCAUUGCUUGAUCUGCUGGGCUUCAAACAAAUAAUGCACUCAAGCUAUCUGUGUUACCCUGCAAAUUAGGAAUUCCAUAAAAAAAAAGUGAUUCUCCACUGUAGCUCCACUACAAAUGGUUUGCAUCAAAAUGAUCUCAGUGUAAUUUAAUAUAUGUUGAAUAUAGGAGGUAAUUUAGCAAGAGACCUGAUCGCUUCUACUUGCUUUUUACCCACAAUAAUGAAUAAUCCAGUAUUUUUUUCUGGGCUUGCUAGUACUAGAAAAAAAGUAAAAGAAAACUAUAAUCAAAUCUUACAGUCUUACUUUUUACAUCCCUGCAGUACAAAUAUGCAAGCCUACCAAUACAGAUUUGCUUCCUUUGGGCUGAUCUUGCCAGUUAUUCUUACUAUUUACAAAACGUGACACAGGUAACCACUAUUUUUUUCGGAAUAAUGCACUAAGUUGUAAGAGACACUAUUGUCUACCUUGUACCUAUGCACCUUGCAUAAGAUAUUUCUUCUGAUAUUCCUCUGAUAGAUUAGCAAGGCGCCACUUCUCUAGAACAAAACCAAGUAUUGUUAUUGCUCCUGCAUCAGCUUUUUGUAUUGCUCUUACGGAUCCUUAUCUCAUCCUUAUGGAUGAGACAGACUUGCAUUUUCCUGUCUUAACUACCACCAAAUGUGGUAUGUGCCGCGUGGGCCGUGAUGAAGAGUGCCCAGUGAGAUUUUCAGAGAAGUUGUCUCCUCCAAUUGCUUUUCUACACAUCUCUCUUCGUACCUUUGUUCUUUUCUGCUAGCGUGAAGAGUGUGUCUUGCAGGAAUUAGCCUCCCACCACCGUACUUAAUGAGAGCAAGUUCUGGAAGCUAAGUUGAUCUUAACAACAGUAUGUGUUGUAAGGCCUUGAACAUAAUGUGGUGAAAAAAAAAAAAAUUCUGGCUGUGAGGAACAUUGGCCUACACAGUGAGAGAGUUAGAAGUGGUUGACAUGGUUACUUUACAAUUACAGUGACUUCACCAAGUAAGGUAUGUUUCUUGAUUAGGAAUCUUUUUGGUCCUGGACCACAUUACUAAGAAUUACGGUAUAUUAUACCAGGGCCAAAAAAGACACAUCCUACAUGCCAUAGUCAGGGUGAACUGCGCUUGAUUGUGAAUUGCAGGAAUCAAGGGAUGCUGUGUGCACAUACUUGCGUUCAAACCUUUUUGGCAAAAUAAAACAGUUAAACAAAUCACAAAACAAGGAAAUUGAUGAUUUAUUAUGGCUUUACAUUAAAAAUCUUAAGGACCUAAAUCCUAUAGCAUUCAUGCAAACGGUUCAUUUCAGGUGCGCUAACAAGGAUGCUAAAGACUGCAGCCUCUAGCAAGCCUCUUGAAACCAGGGGAGUGAGGUUUAUCUGCGCAGCUUUUACUAGCUGGCCUGCGUUACACUCACCCCCCCAAACCUCACUCCCAUCUGGGUCAUGGCACCAAUGCAACCGGUUCCACCUGACCAGUUCCGAGUGAGGCUUGGCAUGGUAGGUGGGUGCAAUUACAAGGACACUAAAGAAUACAUCCUCUAUCAUCAGUCACUAAUGCACCUCUUUAGGAAAGGGAAGUGAAGUUUACUGCGCAGCUCUUACUAGCUGGCCUCUUGUUACAUCCAGGUCAUACCUGAUUAGAAUGUUAAAUUAAUUAUACUAUAAUGUAUAUGACAUGCAAUGCCGCACUCAUCUUUCUUAUUUUUUUUGUUAUCAAAGUUAUUAUUUAUAGAUUUCAUUCAUUUUAGAAUUAUUUUUAGCUAGGUUUGUUAAACAAAUGAGCAUUUCCCCUUUUCUUACAGUCUCUACUUCCCCCCAGUUUCCAAACUGGAAAAAUCCCACUUUCUCUACUCUUGUAGUUCAGUCUCGUGAAAAAUAAAAUGCCCAAGCUUUGCAGCAGCAGCCCCUACUUUCAUUCCAUGUCGAUUCGCAUCAAGAUUCAGUCUGUCUGAUUGCCUUACCAAACACUGCAGUACACGGUUAGCACAUCCACUGACUUAUCUGGUGUGAAUCCAUCAGGCCCUUCAAUCAGCACUAUCUUGCCUGACAGCUUGCUACACAUACCACUGCAAGUCAAACUGUUUAUCCCCUGCAUGUCAGUUCAUCUUAUUUCAUUUAUCUCAGCUAUUCUUUGCCACUUCAACAUGCAUGCAGGUAUCUUCUAAUGAGGCUGUCGAGAUGGCAUCCACCUUGCAUUAGACGCUGUAGAUGUUAAAAAGGGUUUAAUUAGAAAGGGUGGCUAGAUUAGUCCUAAACCCUCAUCCUAAUCCCUAAAUCCUCCUCAAUGUGCACUCACCUCACAAAAUCGCUACCUCUACCUAUGCUCUCCACUCCUGGCCUCAGCUAUUGCUGUAGAUAUAUUUGAGUGAGUAGAUGAUAUCUCUUCUGAUGAACCCUAGAUGAGAUGAGGUGUUCUUUUGCUGAAGUGUUUUGGAGUGAAGAUGAUAGUCUUUGUCAAUGGAGGAUAGUGGAACCCUUUCUGAAGGCUCGAGGAAACUCUGUUACAUCUUAUCUUUUCAUAUACGACUGACAAAAAGCAGCCAGUGAGAGAUAAAGAGGUCUUUUCCUACUUGAACAUAAAGCAAGUAACUGCAAAGCUUCUCUGAUUAUGAAUAUCAUUAAUGGUUAAUGGAUACGUAUUAUCAAAUCUUCUUAGCAGAGUGUAUAGUACAAGUAUAGUUUAACUAUGGACAUAUUCCAAUAACCUUUGCCAGCCACAAAUAGUCACUAUUUUUGUCUUCAUUUUGAACACGAUAAUGUGAUAACUUAUUGUGAAAUGUUUGGCUUGGCUACUUAUUUAGAUAUUUUGUUAUCUAAUGUCAUGACACAAUGUCAUACAUUUUUAAAAUGUGGCUUAAGCCCCCAAAUACUUUUCUUUUGCCACACAGCUCAGUUAUUUGCCUCCCAGUAGUAUGGUGGAACAAAAGAAAUUUAAUUUAAGACAUUGUGGAGAGUAAAGGAGGGACAAAGAUACACAACUCAGAGAUUUUGUCUCACUCUUAUACCAAUCCCAUUUUCUUGUCUGCACAUUUCUAAUAUUUCAUUGAAUUUUUCACAUAAUAAUACAUACAAAUUGACAAAAAUCUUCGUUGCCGUGUUCAGAGAAGAGUUUGAUUUAGGUAAGGCAAAGCGGGCAUGGAGUGUGACUGAAAAAUCUGACCUCUACCUGCAGGCUUUUGCAGAUGGGAGCAUGACAGAAUAUUGCAUAAUUUUUGCAGGAGUGGGCAGAAUCUCACAGGAACAGGCUCGAGCAGAUCUGAAAAAUCCAAGAAACAUUAAGUGGUACACUACUGUCUUUACAACGAUAUAAAGGUUUAGGAAAUAAAAACUAAUGUCUAUGACUUCACUUUUAUUUUAAGUCUGUAUAAAAUGCACAAACAUUAGAGUGCGUCUGUGGCCUCACUAUCCUUUGAAUAUGUGGAUUACUUGAAACAUUGUCUUUGUGGGUAUAACAUAAUUGGGUUUGUGUCUUUAGAGGUGGUAACUAUUAUAAACACUAUUUUAUUAGGGAGAUUAGUGUGUCAACUUCUUGGGUUUCAACUUCUUUUGUCUCAUUUGAAGCAUGCAAACGUUGAAGAAACAAUACCAUUGUGUCAUUAUGUCUCCCUGUAUUAUUAGAUAGAAUCAGAUGCAGCAAUGUGCAUCAUCAUAACACUAUUAAUUUGCUCUUUUAGUACUGUUUUUAUUGUCCUUUAUGUUGUAUGCCAUCUGUUUACUUGAUUUUUGCUACAUUAUGACUGUAUGAAAUUGCACUGCCCUAUAAUGUAAAACUCUGUUCAAACGUAAUUUAUUUGUGCAUUUACAAAUGUGCGUGUGUGUGUGUGUGUGUGUGUGUUACAGGUAAAAGUAAUCCCUUAAUCAUAUUAUAUGCACUUUAAAUGUAAAGACAUGAGAUGAGAGAUGUUUUCAUGUGCUUAACAUCUUUCCAUGAGGCUGAGUGUCCAAGAACUCUAAAUAAAGACAGCAACAAAAGCUACUGCAAUUACA
Molecule: messenger RNA, 7403 nt
Organism: Ctenopharyngodon idella (grass carp)
Lineage: Eukaryota; Metazoa; Chordata; Actinopteri; Cypriniformes; Xenocyprididae
Gene: ccser2b
Product: coiled-coil serine-rich protein 2b
Exons: 10
Coding region: 327-3248 (973 amino acids)
Biological process (GO): microtubule bundle formation
Cellular component (GO): microtubule cytoskeleton
Molecular function (GO): microtubule binding
Source: RefSeq, a predicted model, not a curated record